CUGAUAAUAUGUUUGAUCUGGCCGUCCGUCACAGCAUCUUGUGAUCCAGAAUUCACACCACUAUCAGCUAUCUUGUUAACGUACUGGCAGUAAGAUGACUAUGGCUGCAACUACCACUGCUGCCGUUGCUUUCAGUGGAAUGACUGGGAAUUUAUCCACAGUAAACUUCCUAAGCUCUACUACAGCACCCAUCACCAAUAUCACCUCUGUGACCGGAACAGAUUACUACUCUUACUCUGACUACCCUGAAGAAGGCUUCGGGUUGUGUGCGUAUGAGCGACAUGCGGCCACUUUUCUGCCACCCCUCUACGCCAUUUUCUUCGUCCUGGGUCUUCUGGGUAACUCUCUGGUCAUCUGGGUCAUUACUUGUGGGGUGCGACUCCGCAGCAUGACAGAUGUGUGCCUUCUAAACUUGGCUGUUGCUGACCUCCUCUUGGUGUGUACCCUUCCUUUCCUAGCCCACCAAGCCCGGGACCAGUGGCGAUUUGGGGAUGGGAUGUGCAAAAUGGUCCUGGGUAUUUAUUACAUUGUGUUUUACUGUGGGAUCUUUUUCAUCAGUCUAAUGAGCAUCGACCGGUACCUUGCUAUAGUCCAGGCUGUUUACGCCCUGAGGGUACGGACGAGGUCCUUUGGAAUGAUUGCAGCUGCUGUCACUUGGAUUGCUGGAUUCUUUGCUUCUUUCCCUGACAUGAUCUUUCUCAAACAGCAGUCUUUCAAUAAUUCUACGUUCUGCUCCCCUGAAUAUCACACAGUUAACGCCCCUGCAUUCAACUCUCACUUCUGGAGGGUCUUCAGCCUUUUUAAAAUGAACAUUUUGGGUCUGUUUGUCCCGAUUGUCAUCAUGGUUGUCUGCUACUCACAGAUUGUGUGGAGGCUGCUGUACAGCCAGUCAUCCAAGAAACAGGCCAUCCGUUUAGUUUUCAUAGUAGUUGCUGUUUUCUUCUGCUGCUGGGUCCCCUACAAUGUGGCAUCGUUUUUUAAAGCGCUGGAGCUAUUGGACAUCUAUACAUCAUGCGAAAGCAGCAAAGCCAUCACACUGGCUUUACAAGUGACUGAGGCCAUCGCCUACUCUCACUGCUGCCUCAACCCCAUCCUGUACGUGUUUGUAGGGGAGAAGUUUAGGAAGCAUCUGCUGAGGUUGAUAAACAGAACUCCUUGCAGGCUGUGUCAGAUGGUCAAGGUCUGCAUACCUCAGGACAGAAUCUCAACAUCAGUCUACUCACAGACCUCCAGUCUGGACGAGAGGAGCACUGCUGUGUGAUGCGUGUUUCGGUCUGUGUGGUUGUCUCCAAGAUGAGGUCAUUUUUCUUUUGAAGUCAGAAAGAGGUAAUUCUGGCUAAUGCUCACUUCUCAUAGACUAUUUUAGGACGUCAGUUUACUUAAGGUUACAGUUGGGUUGCGGGUAAACGCAUGCUAUGUAAAAUUUAUCGCUUACUGUUCCUAAACACAACAUUCAGACUUGGCCUCUCUUUCUUUAGCUCAAUGAGACUGAUGCCCUUUUCCACCAAAAUUAGCCCGUGUAUGCAAAUUUUUUUAACAGGGGAGAAGCACUUAAAUAGGUAACAGACUGCCUUCCCAUUGCCAGCAGACCAGCGCCAUGCACACAGCUCUCCAGCAGUAUGCCUGUCUGUUUUUUUUUCUGAUGUGUUAUGUUUGACGUCACAAACAGACCAUGAAACAGGUUAGUAAACAAUAGAAAGCAGGAUGGAGGCCAGUGAAGAUGUUAAAGGUGGUUACCUGUUCUUUAUAUGUCUUACUUACUCAGUCUCUUCAAACUCAGUGCAGACCAAGACCAGUGCAGACUAAAGUUUAAAUGAUGUUUGAGCGCUGCUUGGAUGGAGAUGGCCAGCCAUUGCAUCUUUCCCGCAAAGGGGCUAAAAUUAGCAUGCCAAUCUGGGUGUCAGGUGUCUAUUUGCAUCAGAGCUGGAGCUGAUAAAUACCUGUGACUACUUCAGAGUCAUUUGUCCCCCAUGAGUGAAUGCCGAUCGUAACCUUUCCCACACAAAAGCCACAUGUUAGUGGGUGUCAGUGGAUUUUUGUCCAGUGGGAAAGGGGCUUAAUCAGAGAAAUAAAAGAUUAUUUAGAUUUAUUUUUAAGUGUUCUAAAGCACAAAUAAGCAUGCCCACACCUCCACACAACCCUACCUAAGGUGCUGCAUUGCUGGAUUUUGUCUGAAUUCAGCCUAAACGCAUGUUUCAUUUCAUCCUGUCCACUUCUAUGUGUGCAUGUGUGUGUGUGUGUGUGUGCAUGUGGUGUGUGUGUAUCAAAAAGAUGCACAAACCUGCCGUUCACAUCCACAGAGCAGAGGAGAGAGACGGGGACAGUGAUGUAACCUGGUCACUAAGCUUUUUUUUUUAAAGUCCUGACCUUGCGUUGCUUUUAGCUGGGGGCUACGCACCACGUCCGAAAAGUUUACACCCACAAACAUCCAAAACAAACCAAAGUACUAAAAAAAUACAGGCAGAGGGCAGGUUCUCUGUAGAUACAGACACCGCCCCACACUUCUAGUGGGUCAUAGGUGAUGACUGAGGGCAGUUCCUUUUGUAUGAAUCUAUGCAUUGCUUUUUUAGGAAGGUCAUGCAUAAUAUACUUCUAAUGAUAGGGUACAUUUUAGGUCUUGGAAGGGGGACUAGGUUAGCUAGUGACUGGUUAUUAAUAAUAUAGGGAAGUACAUGUGACUGUGUGUUAGCUUGAGCGACAUGAGGUUUAUGGUCUCAUGAUGUUGUCAUAUUAUACUUUUAUAAGUUCCACAGACAUACAAAUGUAUAAUGGAAUUGUACUGUAAAUAUGCUUUUAGAUAUAUAGAGAGAUAGGCCUAUUGUUUAUGAAUUACAUGUAGUGUUCCCUGAUUAAUAAUGCUACUGGCAGAGACUGAAUAAGAAACUGUGUCAACUACACCAGCUGUCAACGUCAGCAUCAGAAGCCUCAGUAACCUCAUUUCAUAUCAGCUGCCAAAAGAAACAACAGACGCACGGUGCUGCAACAAUCCAGAGCCGGAUUCGGUUACUCACCAUUUCCUUGCAUUCAAUCAGAGCAAACACCAUUAAGUAAGAGAGGGGAAACAAAUAUUAACUUUGAUUGAUGAUGACCACUCUUACAAUUGCAUCAGUUUUGUGUGUAUCAGAGUGUUGCACAGCAAAAAGUCCCCGGUGCAGCUGGAAACACUUAUUGCAAGUUUCAUAGCAUAUGUACCGGUAGAUUUGCACCUAACCUCGACCUAGAGAAAACCACAACCUGACAAAGAGAGGAAGUGUAUAACCAAGCUGUCAGUUUAACCUUUGCAGUGUCUGUGCACAGCAGAGCAUUUCACUGUCAAAUUUUGAAAAUGUCUCUGCAAAAUUUCUACUGAUAUUAAUCAGCAUUUCACAAAAGAAAACAGAUUAUUUUCAAAUCAUCUCACUCUAUACUCUGUCGUGCAGACUGAAUAGGCAUCCCAUCCAGUCAAUUUACACUUAAAGUUUUUCAUGAGACUUUUUUUUCCAGUGGCUCCCUCCUUCUGAGCUUGUUCCUCCAAUCAAAAGGCUUCUUUAUAUACUGUACUGUUGUUGCUGGUUGAGCUGUUCAGCAUUUUUUUAAUAAAACAGAUUUUAUGUUAGUAUUCAAUAUCUCCUACUUUUUUUCUUUCAGACACUCUUUUUGUUGUUUUGUUUCCCAUAAAAAACAGCAAGAUUUAUUAUCAUUAUUAUUUAUUAUUAUUAUUAUUAUUAUGCACUCUUAAAUAUGUGGGUAUCUCAAUAUCGAAUGUUAAAAAUAAUAUAAGCAGCACAGGCUGAUAUUGUCUGGGUAGUAAGGAUUGGUAGGAUGAACAUAAAGUCAUUUUGUUCUAAAUAGUUGAAGUUAUGAGUGACACUGGUUGGGUUGUACAUUUAAAAAGAAUAUAUUGUUUAUAUAUUGUUGUAUGUUUGUUAAAUAUUGAGUAAACUGAGAGUUUGAGAUGUGGAGAAGGGGUAGGACAAAUACAUUUAUACUUCCUGCUCCUUUUUGGACAUGUAAAUAUUUAAUAUUGUCAUUUAUGAGAAUUUGUAUAUUGAGAAUUUCCAAAAAAAUCCAUAAAGACCAAAUCCUACACUUCCCACGAUGCAACUAGAUAGUGUCUGUCCUUACACCCUCUCAGCCUAGUUAGUGCUCAUGUCUAUCAGGCUUCUGUUAUGAAUGUGUAGACUUG
Molecule: messenger RNA, 4165 nt
Organism: Epinephelus moara (kelp grouper)
Lineage: Eukaryota; Metazoa; Chordata; Actinopteri; Perciformes; Serranidae
Gene: ccr8.2
Product: cabz01093075.1
Exons: 3
Coding region: 95-1261 (388 amino acids)
Biological process (GO): immune response; G protein-coupled receptor signaling pathway; chemotaxis
Cellular component (GO): membrane
Molecular function (GO): chemokine receptor activity
Source: RefSeq, a predicted model, not a curated record